AUGAUUUCAUUGGACACUCUAGAUAUAAGCAACAAUAACGGCAUUUCGAACUGGGCCGAUAUUGAGGUGGAAGACAAUCCAUACGAGAAUGAUGAUAAUGCUUUUGUACCAGAGUCAUCAAGGAUAAAGGGUGGUGGCACACCUUCAAAGAAGUUGGCAUCCAAGGCCAAGACUUCUACUUCCACCACAUCAUCCACCACUGCCACACCAUCAAAGGCCCAAGCCACCACCUCGACUCCAUCAAAGAAGAAGAAACCAUCACCAACUCCAUCUCUAUCUCCAGCCAAGGCGUUGAGCCAAGGCCACGGCAGCGAGACAACCACUACCACUACCACCAUCACAAAGUCAACCAAGUCAAUCGAACAGUCUCCAGCAAAGCAAACUCCAUCAUCCAAGGCAGCAGCCAAGAAGUCACUGAAGAAGCGCGAGGUUGUAUUCAAAGAGAUCACAAUCUUUGAUACCGAAGUCGAUCAAGUUGUCGUUGAACAACAAAAGCAAGAGUUGAUUAUGUUCUUUGGCAUGUUUGGCGUGGUCGAAUCUACUGACACUCGCUGGGCCGACAGGUCAUGCUCGGUCGUCUACCAGUCAGCUGCCGACGCUGCCAACGCCAUCAAGGAGUUCAAGUCGGUGUCCAGACUGGAGGACCAUCUCUCGACACUGGCCGCCAAGAAGCAGGACCUUUUCAUCAACCUAAAGAACGUCUGGAACAUCAAGGCUGCGAUCAACGAGGACAGCAAGCCUCAGCCACCCAAGCCCUCCAAGGCGCAUCCUCCCUCCUACCAGCCACCCGCACAUCCUCGUCCACAUCUUUUCAGCCAACAUCCACGCUCGCCCAAGGGUGAGUGGAGACCUGUUGGAGUUGCGAGGAGCCAGCAACAGCAGCCACAGGCACAGCAGAACCCUUGA
Acytostelium subglobosum LB1 is the source of this 906-nucleotide messenger RNA. RefSeq lists its product as hypothetical. Bases 1 to 906 code for a protein of 301 amino acids. Lineage: Eukaryota; Evosea; Eumycetozoa; Acytosteliales; Acytosteliaceae. The record is from RefSeq and is a predicted model, not a curated record. The transcript is spliced from 2 exons.